This is a messenger RNA of Neohortaea acidophila, 623 nucleotides long. RefSeq lists its product as uncharacterized. The transcript has 3 exons. Bases 181 to 561 code for a protein of 126 amino acids. Lineage: Eukaryota; Fungi; Ascomycota; Dothideomycetes; Mycosphaerellales; Teratosphaeriaceae. The record is from RefSeq and is a predicted model, not a curated record.
UGUUGAUCUGCCCAACGCUCCGCGGCGCAACCAGGUGAGUGUGCAGGUAGGUAUAUACUUUGUAUCCUCUCCGUCCGCCCUCCUGGCCGUUUUCACCCUCCUUGCCAGUUAAUUGGAAGACUGUCCUCCAUUGCUCGUCGAAGCGUCUCAUCAAGUGAAUAACGUUUCUACUCACCCAAAAUGCGCUCUUCCACUCUCAUCCUCGCCCUCCUCGCCCUCUUCGCCGCCCACGUCGCAGCUGCGCCAGGCGACGAAGGGAGAAAGAGCCAUCCGCACAAACACCACGGAAAGUCGUCUACAAAGACCGCAACAAAGACCACCUCUCUGUCCACUAGCUCCUCAACAACAAGCUCAAUCUCGACAGCCUCUCCCACCCCAACGCCGGUCUGCCCAACUGGCACGGCGGCAUACUGCUGUCAAGUAGGCGGCAGCUGUUUCGCGGCCGGCACGCAAACUUCCAUUACGGCCUUCGCGGCGUAUUGCGAUGAAAACGGCACCGGGAUCGAGGAUCCCAAGUGCUGUGCUGGGCCGGGGGCGACGAAUUGUCAAAAUGCUUCGUAGACGAGGAACGGCACGCGGCGGACAAUAUGUAUGGAAGGAAAACGCGUCGGGUCUUCGUCCAC